Messenger RNA from Pichia membranifaciens NRRL Y-2026, 2460 nucleotides. RefSeq lists its product as hypothetical. Gene Ontology annotation, biological process: meiotic cell cycle; spindle assembly; cytoplasmic microtubule organization. The record is from RefSeq and is a predicted model, not a curated record. Gene Ontology annotation, cellular component: centrosome; gamma-tubulin complex; spindle pole. Bases 173 to 2149 code for a protein of 658 amino acids. The transcript has a single exon. Gene Ontology annotation, molecular function: gamma-tubulin binding; microtubule minus-end binding. NCBI's taxonomy places the organism in Eukaryota, Fungi, Ascomycota, Pichiomycetes, Pichiales, Pichiaceae.
CCGCCGCCCCGCCUGCGCCACUCCUGCUUCUCCGCUCGACAUGUUUUCCCGGCGUGUUUACCUGCCCCAGACCGUUCCGCUCGACCUGGAUGGUCCUCCUUUUCCCGUGGGCGACUGACCCCCUGGUGUCGGGGCUCCCUUGCUCCUGAAGCCAUCAGCAGUCUUGUGCCACAUGUCACUCGCUGCAGCGCUAUCCAAGUAUGAGGAGCGGGCUUUCGGCGCCGAACCGGGCCUGGCACACGACCUUCGAUACCUCCUACUCGGCACAGACUCGUCGUCGUUCAAGUUCACCACGCGUAGCCACAACGGCGAGGACGGCAGCAGAGUCGGCGGUCUUGGGGUCGAAAUCACUGUGGACGCCGGCUCCGUGCAGCAGAACCAGCUUGGAUACCUCAAGGAGUUUGUGCAGCUGGCGCUUGUUGUGAAACAGCUCUCGCUGGAGACGGCGGCGACGCCGACGGCGUUCCGGCCGUCUCUGCAGGCGUUCUACGCCUGCUUGGGAGAGUCGCUGCUGCGCUUCCAGCAGUUCCUUAACACGCUCUACGGCAGCGGCGAGCGGCAGAGCCUCGUGUCGCUGCGGUACCGCCUCGACGACUGGCUGACCUCGUUCAGACACAUAUACUGGCUGCACCUGAAGGCGAAGACGCUGCCGGCGCACGAGUUCUUGUCCGUGCUGCACCAGCACUCGCUGUUCGGCGACUCCCUCAUCCAGCAGCUCUCCGCGGGGUACUACACCGCGGCGUUCAAACCGUACUUGCGGCUCAUCAACAGCUGGCUGCUCUUGGGCGUCCUCACGGAGACCGAGGCUGUGCGGGAAGACUUCUUCGUCAAGCCGGACGAGACGAGGAAGGACUUCCUCUACUUCUCGGAGCUGGUGCCGUCGUUCCUGCGACAGAAAACAGCCUUUCGCAUCUACCAGGUGGGCAAGUCGAUCAGUUUCCUGAAGCUCUAUCUCGACGACAAGCAGUGGUGCAACGAGUUCUACAACAGCACCAGCAAUGAGGACCUCACAGCCUUGGACGACGCGUUGGUUUUGCGGCUCUACGAGAAAGUCAUUUCCCGCUUGGACCUGUUGCUGCUCGAGUCCUACCAGGCCGAGAUAUCCUACUUGAGGAAGUUUCUCUUGCUCAAACAGGGAGACUUGAUCGAGUCUGUCAUCGACAACGGCUCUGCACUGUUGGGCGAGCCAUCCUCUAGCCUGUCCAGCAACCAGCUGGUCACGCUUCUCCAGGACUCGAUAGAAUCCACCUCGGUCUCGCGGAACACACCCCCAGACGUCUACAACAGGUUGGACGCUCGGCUUUUGAACAUCAACCCGGCGUCCUCUCUUGGCUGGGACUUAUUCACCCUCGACUUCAAGCUAUCGCCGCCAGUGGACCGCCUCAUCUCUUCUACCUAUAAGGAGUAUUUGAAAGUGUUCAACUUCUUGUUCAAGAUAUCCAAGUUGAACUAUCAGUUGUCGAAGUCGUGGAAAAAAUCCCACCUCGUUGACAAUAAGCUUAAAGGCAGCUUUGCUCAUAACUCAUAUUCGACUUCCAAAAAGUGGAACAGGAAGAUGAAAAUCCACCAGCGAAAGUUUGACUUGAUCAGGCACCAGUUCAUCUCCUUCAUCAGCUCUAUCUACUCUUACAUCAGCAACGAAAUCUUAUCCGAAAACUACCACCUUUUCCAGCAGAACUUCAUCCCUAAGACGAACCAAGGUUACCAGUUGAAGAACAACAAGUUGCUUCCGCUCGAUUUGAGCGACAUCCAACUUUUCAACUUGGACGAGCUCAAGUUGAUCCAUGACAGCUACAUUCUCCCGAUUUCUAAGUCGGAGCUUUUUUAUAACUUGAAUGAUGAAAAGGUCCCUCUCAAUAGAAUCCUUUUCCAACUCCUUGUUACCAUCGAGAGGUUUUCGCAUCUUUACACAGAGUUUCAGUCAACUUUGGCAGAUUUGCUAAGAAUCAAACACUUAAUCGCAGUCGAUUCGGCUUCCGAGUUAAACGACUACCAAACUAUGCUCACGGAAAAAAUCAACAAAAUUUCCGAAAAGCUAGGGUCGGAUAUAGUAGACCGUUUUGAGAACGACCUGACACUCUUGAUCAAUCUAUUAAAAUCUUCGAGCGAUCAAAGCCUUAAAUGUUUGGGUCAGAUCCUGGAAAACUAAAACUAGCAGUUGUAUUGCUACCAAUACAUACUUAUAUAACUAAUAAAUCUAAAUACUUUUCUAUAAAUAAAGCGUUCAAUCCCACCCCAUCUUUCCAAACGGCUUCCAAAAAAAUUAAACUUGUUCUUAAAGAUCCUGUUUUUAAAGCCUCAACAAAGCCAAUUAGUCUCUUCUUCAACUUGACUUUAUGUUCUUCACUGACAAUUGCACACCCAAUGACCAAAAAUGCCCAUUUAGCAAUCACUGAAGUUUGACUAUGCAUACUGAUGCGGUCCAGUAUCUUAAACAUAGAAUCCACAAUUUCUUGAACU